Messenger RNA from Prorocentrum cordatum, 1706 nucleotides. NCBI's taxonomy places the organism in Eukaryota, Dinophyceae, Prorocentrales, Prorocentraceae. The record is from the annotation of a GenBank genome assembly.
AGCCAUUUGGCUCAAGUUGCUUAGCUCAAUCCGGUGGUUUAGAGUCCUGUUUGCUCGCUCGCGAGCGGAAGAAGUCCUCCCUUUCCGCGAAGAUGCCCAGCACGUUGCAGCGCUCGGAGUCAUUGAUGAUCAGCGACGAGGCUUUGGGGUCAAUAGGCGAGGCGCUCGACAGCCCAACAACAGUGAGAAGAUCGGCGUGCACGUUAGCGGCUUGACCCUGGCGAUCUGCGCUGGAAUGGUCAAUGCUGUGGCGUUUGCCAAGUUCAGUACGUACGUCAGCCACGUCUCCGGCUCCUCUACAGCGAUCGGGCUCCGCCAGUUCGGAGAUCAGCCUGGGGACGUGCCAACGCCCGCGCUGCUCGUUCUCGACUUCAUCGUUGGGUCGACCCUGUGCGGCCUGCUCAUCCCCAAGGCGACGCUCAAGAUCGGCAAGGCGCCCUACUCGUCUGCCCUCAUGAUGCUCGCGCUCAUCAUGGCCAGUCCGAUAGUCUUGAGCGGCCACGGUCUUCUCGGCGCGCACCUGUUGGCCCUUGGCUGCGGCCUUCAGAACGGGCUCUGCUCGUCUUGGAGCGGAAACGUCAUUCGCACGACUCACAUGACCGGAACGGGCACGGACCUGGGUUUGGCCAUUGGUCGAAUCAUCUCCAGGUUUCUAACUAAGUGCAGGAACUUUGCGCCAGAAGACUGGGAAGAGCAUACCGCGGACAGAAACAAGGUGAUUCUCAUGAGUCUUCUCCUUGCCGGAUUCAUUGGAGGCGCGUGCUUGGGUUCCAUCGCGUACAACGCCUUCAAGCUCUGGACGCUCCUCAUGCCUUCGGGCCUGUACUGCGUCCUCGCCCUUGUCCACGAUCUCUAUGUCCAUUCUCAAGGGGAGACAAUCCAGAAGUCGGUGGCUUUGGAGUCGCAGUUUGAGCGGCAGCUUAGCGGAGCCAGCGAGUUCCAGCGGCAGAAGAGCGGGGAGAGCAAGCAGUCCAAGCUCCUCGGCAGCAUUCAGGAGGACUCGGCCUUGGUCGCAGCGUAGCGAGCGCGCGGCAAUUCUGGCGCCGAAUUUUCAUGCACCGCUGGCGUUCGCCUGCAUUUUUCCGUCGACCAGACCUGAACGAACACAUUUCCAGAAUUGUAACAAUUGUGUGAGUAGUUUCCCGAUCCGUGCGCCAGUCGGGGUGUCGUCGAUGUGCGACACGCCAGGGCGAGGGCGCCGAUGUGGGCCGCCAUCGGCAUGGCCUUUGAGCCUGCAGCUGAAGGUAUCCGUCUUCGGAGCGUGCCCUGGCCGCCCACUCGCUCGCGUCCGGCGCCGGCCGCGCAGCCGCGACGGCGAGCGCAGCGCACCGCUGACACCUCGGCGCAGUGCGCCGACGCUCCGCCUCGGCCCUGCCCCGACCGCCUGCGCCCUGCUCCUCCGCCCUCCUCCCGUGACGGGGCGCAGGGGCUGCCCGAGUCGCGGGCUGCGCGUGUGCUCCUCCGCCCGUGCGACGUGCUCCGAGCUGGUGCUCCCGGCGACGCGCGGGGGGGGGGGCAAACGAGGCGCGCGCGACCCGACGCGCGCGCUCCCGAGCUCCGCCCGGCGACUCGCGGGGGGAGGGGGGCGAACGAGGCGCGCGCGACCCUCCCGAGAGCUCUGCCUGGCGACGCGCGGGGGGGGGGGCCGACGAGGCGCGCGCGCCCCGUCGCGCGCGCUCCCCCGAGCUCCUCCUCCUCCUCCUCAU